Abrus precatorius (Indian licorice) is the source of this 3661-nucleotide messenger RNA. RefSeq lists its product as uncharacterized. NCBI's taxonomy places the organism in Eukaryota, Viridiplantae, Streptophyta, Magnoliopsida, Fabales, Fabaceae. The record is from RefSeq and is a predicted model, not a curated record. The transcript has 13 exons. The coding region runs from base 291 to 3503 and encodes 1070 amino acids.
ACCCGUGACCGUUUUUUCACGUGCAUUUUUUUCGUCAAUUACAACCUCAAAGACCACGAAGUAGAGGAUUGUACUGGACUCAAGAUCAUGCUCGCUUAUCCUUAAUACUUGCAUCAAUGGCCAUUGUUUAAGACACUUUCUCAACACUUCCACUUCUGCAAAUCUCUCUAUCUCUAUGAACGCUCUUGCAUGCAAAAGCAGCCUUCACUCUCUUCAAACACUUUCUCCACAAUAAACAUCAAAUGUCACUCUUUAACACUUAAGUAGCAAAUUUCCUACUGUUUUCUAAGAUGGGAGUCUUACGUUUGUUUUUACUCUUUUGGGUUUUGUCAACACUGUGUUCCACUAUCAAAUGUGGUGGUUCUGAUUCUGAUGUAUAUGUGAAAUUCUUGAAGGCCCCUCAUGCAUUCUCUCACUUGAACUCAGCAACAUUUGCUUUUGAAAUUCUUAAUUCUAGUCGUGGCAACCCUUGCUCAAAUUGCAGCCUCACUUGCAAGCUGGAUGAUGGGAUCGCUUCAGUUUGUACAAAUAGAAAAGUUACAUACAGAAGCUUGCAGGAUGGAAAUCAUACUUUUGAAGUCUGCACCAGACAUCAAGGGCUUGGCUGUGCCACCUAUGACUGGACUGUUGAUACAAUUCCCCCAACAGCAUAUGUUACAGCCUCCACAUCUUUCACAAGCUCUUUAAAUGUGUCAGUCAACAUAUCUUUCACUGAACCCUGUAUAGGUGGAGGAGGUUUUGGAUGCAAAUCUGUGAAUGCCUGCAAUCUUCUUGUCUAUGGUGCUGGCCAGGUUGUACCAUCUUCCUUUAGCAUUUUGCAGCCAAACCUUGUGUAUUCUCUUCUCGUUAGUUUGUCCUCUACCGUUCAAUAUGGCCGGGCAAUCCUUGUAAUGGAUAGGAAUUUCUGCACUGACAUUGCUGGCAACAGCUUUACAAGAAUGCCAAAUUCAACUGUUUAUAUACAUUUUGACAGAAGAAAGGUUUACGUCAACAUCAGGACUCGUGUACCAGAAAAGCUACUUCAACUUGACCGAGAAACUAGAACAGUACAAGCCACUAACGAAUAUAACAGACUAAAGAUGUAUUUGUACUUCUCAGCUCCAGUUCUAAAUUCAUCUACAGAAAUUUUGAAUUCUCUCAACAUUAGUCAGGGUUCACUUCUUCCAACUGAUAUAAACAGUCUUGGAAAUCGGAGAUUUGGAUUCAUGCUUGUUAAUAUCUCCUCUACUGCUAUAAUCUCAGUUGACUUCAAUUCAGAGUCUAUAAUAACCAGACAAGGGACUCAAGUUUCUCCAAUUUCAUCAGUAACCUUCCUUUAUGAUAAUAAGAGGCCUUCCGUGAUGUUGAGUACAUAUAGCAUGAGGACAAGAGAACAAAAUAUCCAGAUAUUAAUCAAAUUUGUGAAGCCUGUUUUUGGCUUCAACACCUCUUGCAUAUCAAUUUCUGGGGGAUUGCUAAGAAGUUUCCACAAAAUUAAAUGGAGCACAUACGUUGUUGAGUUACAAGCAGAUGAUGAUCUAGUAUUUGUUAGUGUACCUGAGAAUGUAACCCGAGAUGUUGCUGGAAACAAAAAUCUAGCUUCCAAUGUUCUACAAGUGAGGCACUACUCUGUACCUCUUAUCUCUUCUGUGGUUUCUGCAUUUGCAACUGCUUCUUUUGUGCUGACAUCAAUUGCUGCGGGUCUGCUUACCAUCUCAACUGCGAGCCUUCAAUCUGUCUGUACAUUUAUGAGAUCGUCUUCUUUCUUGAUCGUUGAUCCAUCACGGAAUCUUUUUAGAAUUAUGAGUCAUAUUCAGGUCUUUGCACUAUCUAGAUGGUUAGCAGUUACGUUGCCGGUUGAAUUUUAUGAAUUUGCUAGGCAUUUGCAAUGGACCAUACCUUAUUUUCCUGUGCCAUGGGAAGCUGAACACAUGAACUUGUUCAUGGUAGGCUCUAGUCCUUUUGGGAGCUUUAACUUCAUCACCAAAGCCUCAGCAACAAUCCCAAACACACGGUUGAACAAGAAUUUGAGUUUUGCUGCUUCAGUUUAUGGAUCACCACUUACUUCUUUAGAGUACCAGCAAUAUUUUGAGAGCCAAAAUAUGAAACCAGAAGCUGAAUAUAUUUUGGAUUCACAACACUACAGUGGAUGGACAGAAUUUUAUAGAAGCAUGUUUUGGUUAGCUGUAAUCUGUGGUGGUUUACUGGUUCUGCAUGCUUUUCUCCUCAUAAUCCUGAAGUUCGGGAAGAGAAAUUCUGAGAAGCGUAGAAUACAUGGAGCACUCACAUUCCCAAGAUUUGAGAUAUUUCUUAUAUUUCUUGCUCUACCUUGUAUUUGCAAGUCCUCUGCCGUCCUUAUUCAAGGGAGAGUUCCUUCAGGAGUGGCAGUUGGCAUUCUACUGUUGGUUUUUGUGUGCAUUGUGCUUCUAGCUUUGUUCUUGUUCCUCUCAGUUGGAAUUACAUUUGGAAAACUGCUUCAAUACAAGGAAGUUCAUCAAGAAGGUGAGACAUAUCACUGGUAUCAAGAGCUUGUAAGAGUAACUCUGGGGCCAGGUAAAAGAGGCCAAUGGACAUGGAAUGAGAAAACUAGGUCUGUUUAUCUGACCAUCUUUGGCCCACUGUUUGAAGACUUAAGAGGCCCUCCAAAGUACAUGCUUUCACAGAUAUCUGGUGGUGGCAUUGGCAAUCUUCCAAGUCAAAGAGAGCGCAUCAUCGCUUCUGAUGAUGAAACAGAAGAUGCAGAGGCACCUUUUAUCCAAAAGCUGUUUGGUAUUCUUAGAAUAUACUAUGUGCUUCUUGAAUCCAUAAGGCGCGUCUCGCUCGGAAUAUUGGCAGGUGCCUUUGUUCAGACUCAAUCUUCUAAGACUCCAGUGAUCAUUAUGCUGUCUAUGACCUCUUUUCAGCUAUUCUUCAUGGUGCUAAAGAAGCCAUUUAUAAAGAAAAAGGUUCAAUUAGUUGAGAUCAUCUCACUCACCUGUGAAGUUGUCUUAUUUGCUACUUGUUUGGUGCUUUUGAAGAAGGACUUUUCGGUGAGAACUGAGACUAAAUUUGGGAUUUUUAUGCUAGUGCUGUUCCUAGUGGGGUAUUGUGCACAGAUCAUUAAUGAAUGGUAUGCUUUAUAUAUACAAACAAAGAUGCUGGACCAUGAGAAAAACACACUUCUAAAAGGUUUGAAAAUUGCUUCCAUUGGGUUUCUUUUGUACUUCAUCCCUCAAAAGUGCAUCAAAAACUUGGAAAAGAUGCUACCACAAGGGAAUGAAGAAACUCAAGACACGUUUUCGAGUGCUGACAGAUCCAGGAGCUCAGGUACACCUGAUAGACCAUGGUUGAAACAACUGAGGGAACUUGCAAAAUCUAGCUUCGGUAGGGAAAGAGGUGGAGCUGUAAAUGACCCUUCUACUAGUGGCACUACCAGAUGGAGUGACUUCUGGGGAACCAAAAGGAGUGGAGGCUCAUCUUCUGAUUUCAAGUCAAAACCAAGUUCUUUGUACAAUGAUUUGGAAGCCAUUUUUGCAUCCAAGUGAAAUUAUUAAGUCGUAGUUCUGUUUAUUAUAUCUAGAUUAUUUGUAAUGUUUUUUUCAGUGUAUUUGCACAUUAUGGUUGCUCAUGCCUUAUCAUAAAAUGUCAUCACAUUUAACAAAUUGGAUUUGGAUCUUUUCCUUUUAAUAAAAAGAUAUGGUUA